Messenger RNA from Lichtheimia ornata, 324 nucleotides. RefSeq lists its product as uncharacterized. The transcript has 3 exons. The record is from RefSeq and is a predicted model, not a curated record. Gene Ontology annotation, molecular function: dynein intermediate chain binding. Lineage: Eukaryota; Fungi; Mucoromycota; Mucoromycetes; Mucorales; Lichtheimiaceae. Gene Ontology annotation, biological process: microtubule-based movement. Gene Ontology annotation, cellular component: cytoplasm; cytoplasmic dynein complex. Bases 1 to 324 code for a protein of 107 amino acids.
AUGGACUCCAAUACCCCCACUGCCCAAGAAGUCGAUGAGACAUUGAAGAGGUUAUCAUCUCGCAAAGGUGUCAAGGCAGUCGUCAUUCUCAACAACGAAGGACAAGCCAUUCGUUCAACAUUAGACGAGACUCUUACAAAGCAAUACGGUCAAUUGAUCUCGACCCUUGUACAGCAGGCACGCACCACAGUGAACACGCUAGAUGACCAGAACGAUGUUACUUUUAUGCGCGUGCGUACAAAGAAACACGAAAUCAUGAUUGCACCAGACCGCGAGUAUCUACUUAUUGUUGUUCAGAACCCCCAAGAAUCUAUUCAGCAAUAA